Messenger RNA from Daphnia pulicaria, 659 nucleotides. RefSeq lists its product as uncharacterized. Lineage: Eukaryota; Metazoa; Arthropoda; Branchiopoda; Diplostraca; Daphniidae. The record is from RefSeq and is a predicted model, not a curated record. The transcript has 2 exons. The coding region runs from base 152 to 607 and encodes 151 amino acids.
AUCCAUUUUCAUAUUACUAGACGUCACGUCUUACACCCAUCAAAUACCAAACACAGCAACUCGCUGCAUAAAAGUGCAGUAUAAAAAGCGUUUCUUGCUCGCUUUGCUCACAAUAGUUAAUGUAUCCGUUGACUGCCUCAGACACGCAAACAUGAACUGUCCCUUGAACAUGCUUGUGUUUCCAAUCACCAUCGUUUUGGUCGUUAUUAGCGGUACUCACGCAGCUUCCCUAAAUACUGGAAAAGCAUUUCAAAGUUAUGUUCAAACUAACAAUAUUCCGAUACAAGUUAAUGAAGCGAUUACUGAAAGAGCAAAACCACGAACAGUUGCCGACGCCAUGCUUAUUACAGAACCGAUUCAAAAACCUCUUAAGGAUCCACGUCUGUUUGUUCUAUGGUGGUCUACUUUAACACAAUCUAUUCUGCAAUUGUUACGAGAACGUACUUCGACCACUACUUCAAAUCUCAACCAAACUUUCAUCGCUACUACUCCUUUUCCAGUUUUCCAAACGGAUGACCCCACUCAUAACGUAAAUGACGUUGCAGCUGGACUAGAUACGAUAAUUGUUGAUGCACCACCUGUAUUUGAUUCAAUGCCAUUGGAAUAGUAAAUGGGAAUAACUUGGAACUGCAUUUAAUAUACUGUUUAACCAAUCGCAA